UUUCAUUGACGAUGUAUAUCCGCGCGUUGCCGUGAUCCCAAGAACUGAUUUUUAAUCCACCAAUGUAAGAAGGGAACCGGAGAAAGCAAUCUCUUUUGAGAAACCUUUACCGGAUCUUCUCCAUCCCCUUCUCGUUCGAGAAAACUGUGGAUUUCAUGGGAUUCCUGCAGAGGAUCGCCACAAUUUUCGGAUUCCUUAAGUACGAUGCUCACUCCGCAGCCGCCGAAGAAGAGAAGAGCAGGGCUGGCAGGAGCGGUUCGCGGCGGCCGACUCGAGCAUUUGGUGGGCAGGUUCCAUUCGGCCCCAUCUUCGUUCCUUGCAGCUUUGGCGAGGGUGGAGUUCAGGAUGGAUCCUCAACAGGAACGCCGUAAGAGAAUGGCAUGGGCUGCAGCUAUUGUAAUAUUGUUGUUGGAGUAUUAUCGAUCCAUCAAUACUCGUAUUCCCCGUAUAACGUCCAGUUUUGUUGGGGACAAAUGGGUAUGUGAAAUGCUUUCUCGACGUCCAAUAAGGUUCAACAACAUAUUUCGAAUGACUGUACCUAUUUUUAUGGAUCUUCUGCACGAGUUAUCUCUGAAUCACGGCCUCCAAGGUUCUUCUAGGAUGACGAAAAGGGAGAUAUUGGCUAUAACUUUAUACAUUCUGUCACAGAAUGAAUCAAUUAGAGGUGCUAUGGAGAGAUUUCAGCAUUCAUCAGAAACAAUAAGCCGUUAUUUCUUCAAAGGCAUACGGUCACUUGUUAGCUUAGCAACUAAAAUAAUCAAGCCAGAGGAUUCAUCAUUUGCUAGUACUCCAGAACAAAUCGCGAACGAUUCCCGUUACAUGCCUUAUUUCAAGAACUGCAUAGGUGUAAUUGACGGAACUCACGUUGAUGCCCGAAUACCCAGCCACGAGAAGGUGGCAUACAUUGGUCGAAGUGGUUCAACCACUCAAAAUGUUAUGGCGGUAUGUGACUUCAACAUGUGUUUCACUUUUGUCAUGGCGGGCUGGGAAGGGAGUGCACAUGACGGUAGGAUUUUCUCCUACGCAACUAGGAAUAGAUCGCAGGGUUUUCCUAAUCCGCCUUCAGGGAAAUACUAUUUGAUUGAUGAUGAAUAUCCUAUGCAGAGGGGCUACCUGAAGCCAUAUCCAGACACUAGAUACGAUAUUUCUGAUUUUGAGCGAGCAAGUGACAUCAUCUGUGACAGGAAAGAAAUGUUUAACAAACGCCACUCCUCUUUACGCGGAGUAAUUGAAAGAACAUUUGGGGUUUGGAAGAAGAAAUGGGCCAUCCUUCAUGAUAUGCCGUCGUAUCCAUUUCCAAAGCAGGUGCAUAUUGUGGUGGCAACAAUGACACUUCAUAAUUUCAUCCGACGACAUCCUUCACGUUCAGAUACGGACUUUAGUAUGGCUGAUAACGAUGAACUGAAUGUCUAUGACGAACCAUCAGAGCUUUUGGUUGGGCCUUCAGUUAAUGAGGAUGAGAUUGACUGUAAUGAAUUUGAAGUUCAUGACGCUGAGGGUGUGGCUGAGAUGACUGCUCUGAGGGAGUUUAUUGCAGAUGCUAUCUAUGACAACUGAUCCACCAUGUCUUAUUUAUUUCGUACACUAUAGGUUCAUUUUCAUCAACAUUUAUUUUUGCUUUUUUUUCCAGGAUCUGACAUUUUAUUUUUUUGUUUUUUAUUUGU
Phalaenopsis equestris is the source of this 1664-nucleotide messenger RNA. RefSeq lists its product as uncharacterized. The record is from RefSeq and is a predicted model, not a curated record. Lineage: Eukaryota; Viridiplantae; Streptophyta; Magnoliopsida; Asparagales; Orchidaceae. The coding region runs from base 205 to 1557 and encodes 450 amino acids. The transcript has 4 exons.